UCGCAAAAAUCGCAGAUGAACAAAAAACCAGAGAUGAGAGAAGAGAUGAGAGCAAAGUACCAGUUUGUGUGUGUGGGUAAAAAAGAAUUGCUAGUACAGAAUUUGCCCUUGAGUUCCAAAGGAAUAUCAUCAAUGGCCAUGAAUGUCAGCAGUGCCUGUUUCUCAGUUUUCAGUUGCAAGAAACCCAACCGAAUAAGAGCGGUUGCUUCCGAGGAUUUUGCCUCUACCGCUGCUCUCAAAACAGAUACAGAAGACAAAUUGAAGUUAGGAGGAUCGGAGCUCAAAGUGACAAGGCUCGGAAUCGGAGCUUGGUCUUGGGGUGACACCAGUUACUGGAACAACUUUCAAUGGGAUGAUCAGAAAUUGAAGGCUGCUAAGGCUGCUUUCAAUGGAAGUCUUGAUUGCGGAAUUACGUUUUUCGAUACAGCUGAAGUUUAUGGCUCUCCGCUCGCCUUAGGUGCUGAAAAUUCUGAAACUCUACUGGGAAGAUUUAUAAAGGAAAGAGAAAAUGAUAAUCCCGGUGAAGAGGUUGUUGUUGCAACGAAGUUUGCAGCUUUGCCUUGGAGGUUUGGUCGUCAAAGUGUCAUCAGUGCACUCAAGGAUUCCCUUAAUCGGCUUGGCCUUUCAUCAGUAGACCUUUAUCAACUCCAUUGGCCUGGUAUAUGGGGAAAUGAAGGGUAUAUUGAUGGUCUUGGCGAUGCUGUUGAACAGGGCCUAGUGAAGGCGGUUGGUGUAUCAAACUACAGUGAGAAGCGACUUCGUGAUGCUUAUGAAAGGCUCAAGAAGAGAGGAAUUCCUCUAGCUUCGAACCAAGUGAAUUACAGUCUCAUAUACAGGUUACCUGAGCAGAAUGGAGUAAAAGCUGCUUGUGAUGAGCUUGGGGUCACGUUGAUUGCUUAUUCUCCUAUUGCACAAGGUCAUGUGCCCUUACGGAAAUAUAAACCAGAAAAUCCGCCAUCUGGACCUAGAGGGAUUUACACUCCGGAGUUUUUAACUAAGCUCCAACCUCUCCUUAUGAGAAUUAAUGAAAUAGGAGGGAACUAUGGGAAAACUCCAACACAGGUGGUGCUCAACUGGUUAAUAGCACAGGAGAAUGUUGUGCCAAUCCCAGGAGCCAAAAAUGCUGCACAAGCUAAGGAAUUUGUAGGUGCCCUUGGCUGGAGACUAAGCAACGAAGAAGUGGAUGAGCUACGGUCACUGGCAUCGGAGAUAAGUCCUGUUACCGGUUUUCCUGUGGAGAAGCUGUAAUUCUUUUUGCUCCGAUUCAGGUUGACUUAAUUCUUGAAUGUUAAACAUAGAAUGAAUAACUCAUAUUCUAGUAUCGGUUCCUUUGAGCCUCAUCGUUUGGGUGUUCAUUCUGAUGCCCAAUUUAUGGGAUCAGAUAAUGGGAAUUGUCUACUAGUGGUGUGUGGGGCAAUGAUUUCUACAAAAAAAAAAAAAAAAAAAAAAAAAGAGAGUAAUGGUUCCUCUUUCUCUCCCCACCCUGUUUGUAAUAGUACCAUGUAAUGUAUGUAUAUCUUUGUGGCAGUCCAUUCAAAGAAAUUCAAUCCUAGAAGCCUUACUAUU
Gossypium raimondii (Peruvian cotton) is the source of this 1566-nucleotide messenger RNA. RefSeq lists its product as uncharacterized. Gene Ontology annotation, cellular component: cytoplasm. The record is from RefSeq and is a predicted model, not a curated record. Lineage: Eukaryota; Viridiplantae; Streptophyta; Magnoliopsida; Malvales; Malvaceae.